This is a messenger RNA of Naumovozyma dairenensis CBS 421, 4494 nucleotides long. It is a transcript of the gene NST1, whose product is annotated as Nst1p. The record is from RefSeq and is a predicted model, not a curated record. Lineage: Eukaryota; Fungi; Ascomycota; Saccharomycetes; Saccharomycetales; Saccharomycetaceae. The transcript has a single exon. Bases 1 to 4494 code for a protein of 1497 amino acids.
AUGCCGCCUUCAUCAAGGAAUAAGAAGAAGAAGAGUAAAUCCAAAAAUCAACAGAAAAAGGCUCAUGAUCACCAUCAUACUACGUCGACGCAGAAUACAGAUACUUUAUGCUCCACUUUGCCCUCCAAUAUUGAAACAGAAAUUUAUGACCAAAAUGAAGAAUAUCCAACUUCACGAGUCAUUAAAAGAGCUCCCAAUGGUGAUGUCGUAGUACAAUCCUUACAUCAGAACGAUAAUAAUAUUGAUACUGAUCCUCAUCAUUAUCAGCAUCAGCAUCAGCAUCAGCAUCAGCUUCAGCUUCAUAAUACCAAUAACAACAACAAGAAAAGUAAGAAAAAAUCGAAAAAUAAUAAUAACAAUAAUAAUAGCAAUGAGGACACCAGUAGCAAGAACAAGAAUAAUAAAUCAUCCAUGGCAUUCACGUUAGACUCUCAUUGGGAGUCAUUAUCUCCAAAUGAAAAGAAAUCAAUCUUAAGAAUAGAAAAAAAUGAAGUAUUUAACGUAAUCAAAAGAUAUCAAAAUGAUCAUUCAUGUUCUUGUACUGUAUGUGGUAGACGUCAUUUGGCUAUGGAUCAAGAAAUGGAAAGAAUCUAUAACAUAUUGUACGAUAUAGAUAAGAUUAAAGAUCCGGAAAUUAACCCAAUUAAAUUCCAUUUGGGGAUCAUAAAGGAACUACAAAUAUCUAAAAAACAACAACAGCAGCAACAAUUACAGUCGCAGCAGCCGUCACCACAUGAAAAUGAAAUACAUAAUCAAUCAAUAGAACAUCAUGAACAACCGACACAUAACGAAGAUUCAUUACAAGAUGAAGUACGUCAUUUCAAAAAUUUUAAAAAACAUCAAUUACAAUUAUUGCAAGAACAGCAACAACAUCAGCAACAACAACUAGAUGAAAGCGACAAUCAUGAGGAACAAUUAAGAACAAAAUAUUUAGAAUUUACAAAGGCAUUCGUCACAUCACACCCGAAAAUAGCCCAAGAUUACGUAGAAAAAUUACUCCAGUAUCCAACAAUGAAAGCAAUAACAGAUGAUCUGAUUAAAAACACUGACAUAUCCACCACAAAUGGGAAAAAUUUCGUGACAGCUUUACAAAAUUUCGUAAUGGAAAAUACCACCACCACAUCUUCUUCAUCUGACCCAACCACAUCAUCCUCGGAUUCUUCUUCUUCUUCUUCAAACUCAAUGAUUCAAGACCCAAGAGAAUUCACAACCAUGCUACAUAACGGCACCCCAUUAACAUCAAAAGAAUAUUUUGACCUUCAAAGAAACAUAGCAGAAAGAAUGACCUCUUCAUACGAUUCCAAAAGACAUAAAUUCAAUGAAGUUUCCCCCUUAGAAAAGGAAUUAUUCACCCGUUUCAUGUUCGGUAAUGAUAGGAAGGAAUUCGGAGAAUUAGUAAUGAAUUCAUUUAGAAAUAAAUUCGAUAAGGAAUUCGGUGGGACUUCCAUUAGUGCUUCUCUUGCGGCAGCUGCUGCAGCUGCAACCGCGUCCAUUACUCAGUCUCAUUCUCAUUCUCAUUCUCAAACGAUGCAGCAGCAGCAGGAUGAAGAAUAUAUGUAUUAUGAUGAUGAUGAUGAUGAUGGUGAAUCCAACGAUGAGGAAAGUGAUUUGAUAUCAGAAUAUGAAGAAGAUCAAAGUGAAUACUACGAAGAACAGGAAGAGGAAGACGAAGAGGAAGAAUAUGAAAGGGAUGAAGAAUCAUAUGCGUUGCAUGAAUGUAAUGAUCGUAAUCAUCAACAUCAACAUCAACAUUUUAGUGAUGAAGAAGAAUUAGAACGUGCACUGGAACAACAUAUGCUAUCUCAUGAUGAUCAUACACAUGAUCAUGCAUAUGAUCAUGUCCAAGAUGAGGAACAUGUUGAAGCUGAAAUACAUGGUCAUCAUAUGCAUCGUCAUCAUAUGCAUCAUCAACAUCAACAUCAGCAUCGCCAUGGGCUUAUUGAACAUGAUGAACCUAUCGAUCAUGGUCAUGAAGAUGAAAUCGAAGACGAGAUUGAAGAUGAGGUAGAAGAUGAAGAUGAAGAUGAAGAUGAAGGCGAAGAUGAGCAUGAACAUGAACAUGAAAAUGAAGAAGAGGACGAAGAUGAAGACGAAGAUGAAGAAGAGGAGGAGUAUGAUAGUGGUAUCGAUGAGGAAGAUCGUCUUGAGGAAGGUAGGAAAUUAAUUCAAAUUGCCAUUACGAAAUUGUUACAGGGUAGAAUUAUGGCAUCAUAUCAUGAAAAACAAGCUGAAAAUAAUCGUUUGAAAUUAUUGAAAGAAUUAGAAGAUGAAAAAUUGAAACAGAAGGAAAAAGAAGAGAAAAAACAAAAAAAGAGAGAAAAGGAAAAGGAAAAGAAAAGACAAUUACAAUUAGCUAAAGAAGAAGAAAGACGUAAGAAAAUUUUAGAACUUGAAGGACAAAAAAGAGAAAAUGAAAGGAAAGAACAAGAAAGACGUGAACUGCAAAGAAAGAAAGUUGAAGAAGCGAAAAGAAAGAAAGACGAGGAGAAAAAGAGAAAAUUACAAGAGCAACGUCGUAGAGAAGAACAACAAGAACAACAAAGGAGAUUAAAGGAGGAACAAAGACAGAAGAAGGAAGUAGAAAAGAAAGAAAAGGAAGAACAGAAACGUUUGAAAGAGGAAUUGCAAGAGAAAGCGAGAAAAGAUGAAAUAGAACGACAAAGACGUUUAAAGCAAGUGGAAGAAGCAAAUAAGAAGGAAAAAGAAAGGCAACAAAAAUUGAAAGAAAAAGCAUCGCAACAACAAGCAAAAUCUAAAAGUUCAAAAAGUAACGCACUUCCGCCAACGGCAUUCACAGGGCCGAUUGUUUUAAGUCAAACUUCUCCUCAAAAUGUAUCUUCAUCCAGUUCUACAAAAGAUGUAAACACUACUAUUCAAGCUUCAAAUUUUCGAAUUGCUAACAACACUUCCAUUUCCACUGGAUAUCAAUCAGUUUCAGACGAUAUUCUGCAAAUCGUCAAUGCUGCAACAGCUUCAAAUUCAAAAUCUGUGUCACCAUCACAUCUAAAUGAUUUAGUGAAUCCUCUUCAUAAUAACAAAUUAUCAACGGAAACAUUGAAAAAGCAGGAUUCCGAUUUCGAGACAUUGAAACCACAAUUACCAACAAAUGGUAUGUUCGCGCCCAAUAUCUCCUCGCAACAAGGGCAGAUGUCAUUUGAUAAUAUAUAUUCCAUGCAUCCGAUGCCAUCACAAAUGCAGCAGCAACAGCAACAGCAACCUUUCCAAAUGCACCAAAUGUCGGGCCCAUUAGGAUUGAUACCUCAGUCGUAUGCCUUGCCAAACUGGAAUUCUGUAAUGAAUCAUCCCCAACAACAACAGCAACAGCAGCAAUCGAUAUUGAAUGCAAUGCAAACAUCAGGUAAUGAUAUGUCAGCUCAAACUUAUUUACAACCACAAUCACAUUCACAAUCACAACAACACAACCCAACAACCUUCCCGCCAGUAGGAGAAAAUCAUAGAAAAUCAUUUGCUGAUGAACUGCAAUCAUUGACAAACAUAUUGUCGUCUGCUGGUAUAGAUGAUCCAAAUUUUGUUCCAACCGCUUCAGCUUCUACAUCUUCUGGCUUCAAACAAACUUCGUUAUGGAAUACAACUGCAACACCUAAUACCGCUAGUACCCAGCUAGAAAUAAACCAUCCCUUAACUCCUGCAUCAACAUCGUCAAACCUAACCGAUGUAAACACAUUACCUUCCAUGCAAAAUAUGAAUUCUUCACUGUCUCACAGAAGUUCAAUUUGGGGGUCUGCCACACCUGCUAUGAACAAUAGUUUGAAUACACAUUCAUCAGGAAUUGCUACAACGAAUAUACUACUCGAUAGUGUUUCAUCUUCACAUGGAUUGGGAAUAAUGCCACCCAGCAUCAGAAAUGAUAUUCAUGUUGAUACACCAUCACAACUUGCUGGUAUUCCACAGAAUAGUGAAUCCCCAAGCUUCUUAACUUCUAAUAUUUGGAAUAGUUCAUUCCCUAAUAGUGGAAUAUCUAAAAGCACUACCGCUCCGGGAGCUGGUGUAACUACAUCUUCAUUAUUAGAUCCACAGGCGUAUUCCACUGUAAGAAGUAAUAAUGGUUCAAACCUUUUUGAAAACAUUUAUAAUAACUAUUUGAUGAUUGCAGGAAGAGAUUUAACUACCCAGUACGUUUCGAUCGAUAUCCUAUAUCAAAAUCUACUGGGCGAAGGAUUAGACUAUCCAUCAUUAAUUAAGGCAUUAUGGGACAUGCGUAUUACAUAUAAUGCAGAUUUAUUACCCAACAAUACAGGCUUAGCUACACAUGUUAAAAUGUUGGGUCCCCAACAACGUAUGGCAAGGCAAUCUUCAAGUUUGUUGAAUAGUAUUGGUUUCAAUUUGGGUACUAAUAGUGCAACAGGUGGGAACAUAGAUCCUUUCAAUCAAGGACCAUUAAUGAUGGAUUUGAAUGCAAACAAUACUAUAUCAUCAUCCAAUACUACAAGUACAUCAUCGCAGUCAGCAAAUGGAAUACCAUCUAAUGUUUAA